Camelina sativa (false flax) is the source of this 1420-nucleotide messenger RNA. RefSeq lists its product as uncharacterized. NCBI's taxonomy places the organism in Eukaryota, Viridiplantae, Streptophyta, Magnoliopsida, Brassicales, Brassicaceae. Gene Ontology annotation, biological process: protein folding; positive regulation of ATP-dependent activity. Gene Ontology annotation, molecular function: protein-folding chaperone binding; ATPase activator activity. Gene Ontology annotation, cellular component: cytosol. The record is from RefSeq and is a predicted model, not a curated record.
CCUUCGUUUGCCUGAUUCAUUAAAUCUAAAAAAGGUUCUUCUACCUAGUUUGAGCUGCUAAAUCCCAAAUCUCAACGAAAUCAACUUCUUCGUCUCUGCUUCUCUGCUCUCAGUAGCUUUUAAAUCUCUCAAUCCUUGCUAAAGCUUUUAGCUUUCCCUAAUCCAUCUCCAUGGCAAAGUUCGGCGAAGGUGACAAACGAUGGAUCGUAGAAGACAGACCCGACGGCACCAACGUCCAUAACUGGCACUGGUCCGAAACCAAUUGCCUUGACUGGUCUCGCAACUUCUUCACCAAACAAUUCUCCGGCGUUGUUAUCCUCGCCGGCGAAGGCAAUCUCUUCAUCAAGGUCACUAAGAUCGACAAGGUCGAAGGCGAGGCUUACGUGAAUGUACGCAAGGGGAAGAUCAUCCCUGGCUACGAGCUUAACGUCUCUUUGUCUUGGGAAGGCGAGGCGAAAGAUUCCGAUGGCAAGACGCUGCUGAAAGCUGAUGGAUUGGUUGAGAUGCCUUAUAUCUCCGAUGAGAAUGCUGAUGAAGAUCCGGAGAUUAGGUUUACGGUGAAGGACGAAGGACCUAUUGGGAAGACUUUGAAGGAGGCUAUGGUGAAGAAGGGGAAAUCGAUUAUUCUUGAGAAGGUUAGGGUUUAUGUUGAGGCUAUGGCUAAAGGGGGUCCUUGUAGGGAUGAGUUGGAGACGAAGAAGGUUGCGCCUAAAUCUGUAGCGGCUGGAUCAGCUUCAGUUGCGGUGGAGAAGUCUGGUGGUGGUGUCCCUGCUGCUGCUGCUGCGGUGGAGAGUAAGGUAGUGAAGGAGAAGAAGACUGUGAAGACUAAGGAAGGGUUUAAGACAAUUACUAUGACUGAGAAGUUUAGUUGCAGAGCUAAGGAUUUGUAUGAGAUUCUUAUGGAUGAGAAUCGCUGGAAAGGUUUUACGCAGAGUAAUGCUAAGAUUAGUAAAGAUGUUAAUGGUCCGAUUAGUCUCUUUGAUGGGUCUGUCACUGGGUUGAAUGUGGAGCUAGAAGAAGGCAAAUUGAUUGUUCAGAAGUGGAGAUUUGGGAGCUGGCCUGAUGGUCUUGAUUCUACGGUGAAGAUUGUCUUCAAGGAGCCUGAACCAGGAGUCACGGUUGUCAAUCUCACUCACACUGACGUUCCUGAAGAGGAUAGGUAUGGGAAUGCGACUGUGGUGGAAAACACUGAGAGAGGAUGGAGAGAUCUAAUAUUCCAUAGGAUCCGUGCAGUUUUUGGAUUUGGAAUGUGAUUAAUGAUUUUGAUUAUGAAAUAAACAACAAAAAAAUCAGCAUUGGCUUUAUCUAUAAGUUGAUUAUGAAUUUCAAUUCAAACAACAGGGACCAAUGAACAAUGCAAAAUGUAUGAUUUUGAAGUUUUUCACCUUUUUAGUUAAUGGAUUUUCCUUGAACUUAUAUA